AUGCCUGCAGAAGACGAGUCCUCUCCCCUUCUCCCUCGACCUUCAUCCUCUUUGCAAACCCAAACAAUGGCAAGCAGUGCGAUUUUCUGGAAAGUUGCUGCCAUUUCUGGUGCGACCGCUGUCGGCUUCGGGGCCUUUGGAGCUCACGGUCUCAAGAAGCGGAUUGCAGACCCCGCGAAACUAGCGAGCUGGGGAACUGCUGCCCAGUACCAGUUGAUCCACUCUGUCGCGCUGCUCAUGGCUUCCGGCAAUCCAGUCGCCGCCUCACUCUUCACUGCCGGCAUGACAAUGUUCAGUGGAUCCAUCUACGCUUUGACGUUGAACCCUGAAAAGUUCAAGUUUCUGGGCCCGGUCACGCCAAUCGGCGGAGUCUGUCUCAUUGCUGGGUGGUUGGUGUUGGCUUUUGGCAAGAGGGGAAGUCCUCCCAGGUUCCCGAGAUUUUAG
Podospora anserina S mat+ is the source of this 444-nucleotide messenger RNA. RefSeq lists its product as uncharacterized. NCBI's taxonomy places the organism in Eukaryota, Fungi, Ascomycota, Sordariomycetes, Sordariales, Podosporaceae. The record is from RefSeq and is a predicted model, not a curated record. The transcript has 2 exons. Bases 1 to 444 code for a protein of 147 amino acids.